Dermacentor albipictus is the source of this 2008-nucleotide messenger RNA. RefSeq lists its product as uncharacterized. NCBI's taxonomy places the organism in Eukaryota, Metazoa, Arthropoda, Arachnida, Ixodida, Ixodidae. The record is from RefSeq and is a predicted model, not a curated record.
GUCUUCCCGCAUGCCCCUCGUGCCACGAGAUUCGUGCCACGAGGUGCAACGGCUUCAACGCUCGCGUAUCUCAGCCCCUCAACCGCCAGUCCCUACCAGGUCCGAGCUUCUCCUCUGCCUGACUCCUCCUCGAAGUAGACAUGGCUGACGCACAAGGUUAUUACGACCAGCAGCAGCAGCAGCAAUAUUACCAGCAGCCGGAGGCCCAAUACCAAGAGUACCAGCAACAAGAUCCCCAGAAUCAAUACGCGUACGGCUGGUACCAGCCGGCCGACGCUGCUAACAACCCCCCGCCCGAAAUGGCACCCAUUCUUCAAGGUUCCCUGACGUCUAGUCACUCGUCCAUUUCACGUCGAGCAGCAGCAACUGGGCCGUGGUGUGCGGUUUUCUCCUGCUUCUCGGUUUCUUUCUGAUCAUCACUGUGGUCCUAUUUCUGUCCAUAGGAGGCAGUGACAUCGAGGAAGAAGGUGUGCAGGGACCGUUUGGAGGUGGACCAUCUCGAGGUGGGAAAAACGGAGGUGGGGCAACCAACGUGUCAUUGGUUGUUCCUCAGGCGCCGCCACCUCCUCCGCCACUCGUCCUACCAGGACUACCCGUUAUAAGGAGGGCGACUCGGAAGCCAAAUCUCCCGCGCCCCGCAGUACCUCCACCGACGACACCAAAGCCAACAACGCCAACUCCAACAACUCCAACAACUCCAAGAACGACGACUACGCCACCCCCUCCUCUGCUGUGCUCGGUGGGGACGCAGACGGCAAUUUCUAAGCUAUUCCCGCCGGACAGGUUAUGCGACAUCGUCAUAUACACGCACGUGCGCGUGUUCGCGGGAGUUGUGCUCGGGUCCGUCAACGAGAUCAGCUUCCAUGCAUUCAGGAACGCCUGCAGCAACUACGCUGAUACCUCGUGCGGUUUGUCCUUCGACAGCCGGAACCUGGAACAGCGCAUGUUUCAGACCGUGGAAGUCAGGGACGACCUGACCACGUUGAAGAAAUAUUACCGGAUGUACCACUACGGCAUCCUGGGCAUCAUCGAAGACCCUGCAAAGGUCGAAAAGCUCGUAAACGCGGCCGCGAUUGGUAUACUCAAGAAAAUGCGGGAGCUGCUGGGUUCAGACAGAGAACACAACAAGGUCUUCGUGGGCGUUGGGUACUACUUCUACGAUGGCAAAAAUGCAUGGGCGGACCUGGCGUACACUGCAGACAACGUCGCAUUGCCUGAGGUGGACAUCGUGGUGAUACUGACCACCGUUGUGACGAUGCCGAGCAACCUACGAUGCAGAACGCUGCCUGUCAACGCUUACAAGAGCCAAGACACGCGUACACCCACUCUGGACAAGGCCUACCAUAUUGCGACGACAGACUUCUCGAGGCCGGAUCUUGUCGUGGCCUUGGCACUGCAGAUGGGCGUCGCCGUUUACAGCUACGAGGAACGACCCAAUAGCGCCAAUAGUGCGCUGUACGGACGUUGCAAUGGCUUCGGCAUCUCGGCUUACUCUGAGGCAUGCCAGGUGCCAGAGACGGGCCUCCACAUCGAGAAGACAGUCAUCGGCCUUGACACCCUGGAGCAGGCCGAGCUUCUCAUGCAGCAGAGGCUGUUGGCGUUCGACAAGCUCUACCACCUCAUUGACAAGGCCACAAUCAUCAUGCAGAGACCCGACAUACGGACUAACCUGACAUGGAUGUUGCUCAACGCCGACCUGACUGACUCAACAGGCUUUUGUCUCUCAGCACCCUUCCAGCGCUUGAAGGGAUUCAGAGACUUUUACUACCGGCAAGCACAGAUGCCGAAGGGUUAGCCGCAUACCCUGCUGCUGUGCGGAAAUUGCGCAACGACGUGCAGGUUUCGCACCGUUUUGCAAGCCGUCCUGUAACGUGUCUAUGGGCGGCUUUUUUGUCGGCCCUACGUGACCAGGUGCAAAAAAAGAAAAAAAAAACAUCCUAUGUUUUUAUUCAGCGUUUGUUCCUCUUUGCGGUACUGCAUUCGAUAAACGGACAAUGGGCAAACUGUU